AUGCGGACCUGCGGAGUAGCCCCUGACUGCAGUCCGCAGAUCGGGGCGGAGCUCAACGUGGGCGGAGUCAAACGUUUGACUCCGCCCACGUUGAGCUCCGCCGAGCGGGAGCUAGGCAUUGAAGACUGUGCGUAUGACAGAGAAGGAGAAGAAGCAGAGGAGAAGAAGAGCGAAGUAGCUGGCAGAAUGGAGAACUUCCCCAUGCCGUCUAAGGAAACCAGAUUGCAGGAAAGAAAAAGACGGAGAAAGCAAAAAGGAAAACAGGAUCUGGAAGUGGUCCCUCCAAAAAGUAUUCGGCUUUCAGAAUCUGUCUCUGAAGCAUCAGCAAAGGCUGAGAGCUUGCCGGAAGUGGGAACUGGGAACGGAGAGGAUUCCCUGCUUAUGGACACCUUAACGGCAGCAAGGUGGUGUGGCACAAGAUCCUUCAAGGGAAAACUUUACCUUCCCCAGGUCAUCACCAUGAACAAGGAAGAUUCCUUGAGGGCAGUGGAAAUGCUGUGCAUGUGUGAUGGCCUGGAUGAAGAGUAUAAAGAAGACCUCAGUGAACCGUUCAUGUUCAUGUUUAGUUUGCAGGCAGACUAUGAGGAGUUCUGCAAGGAAAUGAUGGACAAAAGGCAGCUGCAGGUGUUUUCCGGCUUUGAAAUGAGAUAA
Molecule: messenger RNA, 651 nt
Organism: Knipowitschia caucasica
Lineage: Eukaryota; Metazoa; Chordata; Actinopteri; Gobiiformes; Gobiidae
Source: the annotation of a GenBank genome assembly